This is a messenger RNA of Acipenser ruthenus (sterlet), 2813 nucleotides long. RefSeq names its product transketolase-like protein 2. Lineage: Eukaryota; Metazoa; Chordata; Actinopteri; Acipenseriformes; Acipenseridae. The coding region runs from base 150 to 2027 and encodes 625 amino acids. Gene Ontology annotation, molecular function: thiamine pyrophosphate binding; transketolase activity. The transcript is spliced from 14 exons. The record is from RefSeq and is a predicted model, not a curated record.
CAUUUCAUUCGAUGUAAGAGGGGCGGUGGCUAACCUGAUUUAAACUCUCAGUGCAAAUCGGUUAAAUUCUUCUGGAUCUGAAGAGAGGUACAGUGCUGUGUAAACUGGUGGAAGACUGACGUGCGUGACAAGAAAUCUGAACCGUGGAAAUGGCAAGCUACCACAAACCCGACGAGAAAACCAUCCAGGGCCUUAAAGACAUGGCCAACAAACUGAGGAUUCAUUCCAUCAAGGCGACAUGUGCAUCCAAUUCCGGCCACCCCACCUCCUGCUGCAGUGCUGCAGAGAUCAUGUCUGUCCUCUUCUUCAACACCAUGAAGUACAAGACCUCCGAUCCACGCAACGCCAACAACGACCGCUUCAUCAUGUCAAAGGGUCACGCGGCCCCGAUCCUGUACGCUGCCUGGGCGGAGGCUGGGUACGUCAAAGAGGCUGAUCUGCUGAACCUGAGGAAGAUAGACUGCGAGCUGGAGGGACACCCAACUCCGAAACUGGCCUUCGUUGACGUGGCGACAGGGUCUCUAGGACAGGGCCUGGGUGCGGCCUGCGGGAUGGCCUACACUGGGAAACACUUUGACAAGGCCAGCUACCGUGUGUACUGCCUGUUGGGGGAUGGGGAGUCCUCCGAGGGGGCUGUCUGGGAGGCCAUGGCUUUCGCCUCUCACUACCAGCUUGACAACCUGGUGGCCAUCUUUGAUGUGAACAGGCUUGGCCAGAGUGAGGCUGCGCCCCUGAAGCACGACAUGGAAACCUACCGCAAGCGCUGCGAAGCCUUUGGCUGGAACACGUACGUGGUAGAUGGGCACGAUGUGGAGGAGCUGUGUAAGGCUCUGUGGCAGGCACAGCAGGUGAAGGGUAAACCCACAGCCAUCGUCACCAAAACCUUCAAGGGCAAAGGAAUCCAAGGUGUUGAGGACCAAGACAACUGGCAUGGCAAGCCUAUUCCCAAAGACAAGGUGGAUGCCAUCCUUGCUGACCUGCAGGGCCAGAUUCAGACCAACAAGCUGCUGUGUCCCGAGCAGCCUGUGGAGGACUCUCCCAAGGUGGACAUCUCCAGCAUGUGCAUGCCCUGCCCUCCUGCCUACAAGAUUGGAGAGAAGAUGGCUACACGCCGUGCCUACGGUAUCGCUCUGGCCAAGCUUGGGGAGGCGAGCGAUCGCGUGGUGGCGUUGGACGGAGACACCAAGAACUCCACCUUCUCUGAUCUCUUCAAGAAAGCGCACCCAGACCGCUUCAUAGAGUGCUUCAUCGCGGAGCAGAACAUGGUGAGCGUGGCAAUGGGCUGUGCCGCACGUGAUCGCACUGUGGCCUUUGCUAGCACCUUCGCUGCAUUCCUGUCCCGUGCCUACGACCACGUCCGCAUGGGAGCCAUCUCCCAGUCCAAUGUCAACCUGUGUGGCUCUCACUGUGGAGUCUCCAUUGGUGAAGAUGGCCCCUCUCAGAUGGCCCUGGAGGAUCUGGCGAUGUUCCGCGCUAUCCCAACAUGCACCGUGUUCUACCCCAGUGACGCUGUUUCCACUGAGAAAGCAGUGGAGCUUUCUGCAAACACCAAGGGAAUCUGCUUCAUCAGAACCAGCCGACCUGAAACAGCUGUGCUCUACUCCCCCGAAGAGAAGUUUGAAGUCGGACAAGCCAAGGUGGUGCGCCAGAGCGACAGUGACAAGGUGACGGUCAUUGGUGCUGGAGUGACCCUUCACGAGGCUCUGACCGCUGCAGAUGAACUCGCUAAGGAAGGUAUCAAUAUCCGUGUGAUUGACCCCUUCACCAUCAAGCCUCUGGAUGCAGAGACCAUCAUAUCCAGUGCCCGUGCCACUGGGGGCAGGAUCAUCACUGUGGAGGACCACUACAGAGAGGGUGGCCUGGGAGAGGCUGUGUGUGGCGCAGUGGCAGAGGAGCCCACCAUUCUGGUGCAGCGGUUGGCCGUCUCCCACGUCCCCCAGAGCGGCAAGCCCACGGAGCUGCUUCACAUGUUCGGCAUCAGCGCCAAGAGCAUCGUCUCUGCCGUGAAGUCAACCUUCGCCAACUGAGGCCCCUUCCCACGACUCUGCGGCACACUGCCCCCUGUCGAAGCUUUUGCUAGGGUUACUGUCCAAAAAACCUCAUGUGUAGUCAAUGGGUCCAUUCUGUAAUUCUGUCCUAACUUGCCAAGAUGUCUGUUCUACCCAACAAUUUGAAUGCAUCCCUAGAUCCUUUAUGUUGAAAGGCGAAGUCUUGAUGGUCUGAACUGCAUUGGGGCAAGGUUGAACACCUUGAUGUUUAAAUCUAGUAGUUAGUUUCUGAUUUCAUUUAAAUGUGUGUGUUUCUCAAAGUAAAUAGUUAAGGGGACCAUAUAAACUGUCUUCAGUCUUAAUUAUCCAUUCCAAUAUCUCAAAAGCUACAACCUAUGGUUUUAACAUUGUUUACUUUGAGUACUAUUUUCAGUGGUUUAAUAUUCAUACUUUUUGUAGUCAUUUCAAGAAAAUAUAUUUCUUGAUUUGACAGCAAUAACAUCUUGAAAUAGGAUGGCUAAUAUGUUAAUGGUUACCUUACCUUUUGGAUUAAAAUCUACUGGGAUCAAGUUUUGUCUACCUGCACUGUACCAUGCGAUCAAACCCCUGUCCUCUACUGAGCUAUUGAGACGUUCCGUUCUUGGUGAAACUUCUUUAGCUGUUUUUGUCCCUCGACUGCCGUGUUGUGUUAACCCAGAGCAGCUGACUCCUGCAGUUACUAAUCUGUGAAUGGCUUGUUAAGCUUGCUGUUGAAGUUGUGAGCGUGCUCCGUGUGAGCUGAUCCUUCAUGGUUUACUAUAAACAAAAUAAAGCACAUCUAAAUGC